This is a messenger RNA of Penicillium nucicola, 777 nucleotides long. Its product is annotated as EXPERA domain-containing protein. The transcript has 4 exons. NCBI's taxonomy places the organism in Eukaryota, Fungi, Ascomycota, Eurotiomycetes, Eurotiales, Aspergillaceae. The annotation marks the transcript as partial. The record is from RefSeq and is a predicted model, not a curated record. Gene Ontology annotation, biological process: sterol biosynthetic process. Gene Ontology annotation, molecular function: steroid Delta-isomerase activity; C-8 sterol isomerase activity; cholestenol delta-isomerase activity. Gene Ontology annotation, cellular component: membrane; endoplasmic reticulum.
UUAGUGUCCAAGCAGAUCUAUAUAGCUCAGACGGUCUAUACAAAGGAAACCCCAAUUACCCAAUUACCCAAAUCACAAUUCUACCAAAUCCAAGAUACCAAGAUGAACUCAACCCUGAUAUCCCACAACUACCACCCCCCAUCAAUCUCCCUCCCCCAUUACACCCCCAACGAAAGCAGCGUGCUAUCCCUAAUCACCCAAUUCGGACUCCAAUGGCUCUUCACACUAUGCGUCGCGUACACCCUCAUCAGCCGUCUACGACCAACAGCCAGCCCAUCCGAUCGAAUUGCCUUUACCUGGAUGUGUUUGACGGGAUUCAUCCACCUCUUCUUCGAAGCCCACUUCGUCAUAACCCAUAAAACUCUAGCCGGCGACCAAACCCUCUUUUCCCAGCUGUGGAAGGAAUACUCGCUUUCCGAUUCGCGCUAUUUGACUUCUGAUGCUUUUUUGCUUGCUAUGGAGGCUGUGACGGCGUUCGCAUGGGGUCCCUUGGCUUUCGGAAUCGCUUAUUGUAUCGCCGUUCAACAUCCACUUCGACACGCUUUGCAGAUUGUCGUUUCGACGGGUCAGGUUUACGGGGAUGUGCUUUACUAUGCUACCAGUUUGCUGGAUGAAUCGUAUUGUCGACCGGAGGGGUAUUACUUUUGGUUUUAUUAUUUCUUUUUCAAUUUCAUUUGGAUGGUUGUUGGGUGUUAUUAUGUUUGGGAUAGUGUUGUUGCUAUUUGGGGUGGGUUUGAGAAGCUUCAGAGGCUUGAGAGGGAGAGGAAAGAGGAGUGA